AUGGCCACACACCUCGCCGCCGUCUCCCUCGCAAAUGGUGAGCCCUUCAAGGUUCUGACCCGGCCUACGCCAAAGCCAGGCCCAGGCGAGCUCCUCAUCGAGGUCAAAUCUGUAGCCCUCAACCCGGCAGACGGCCACAUGCGUGACAAAGGCCUCUUCAUAUCCGCCUACCCCACGGUCAUUGGCUUCGACAUCUCAGGGCUAGUUCUCGAGGUCGGCGACAACAUCCCUGUCGGUGCUACGGAUGAGAGUCCAUGCCCUUAUUUCCGACCAGGAAUCACCCGCGUCGCCGCAUUCGCCGCCUCCUUCUGGAGGGCCUGCGACCCUGACUACGGCGCCUUUCAGGAGCGGUGCCUCGUCCCCUGGCAGCACGCUCUGCCUCUUCCGGAGGGUGUUUCUUGGAACCAAGCGGCAACCUUACCCGUCGCUGUCGAGGUACCCCUCAGCGCGUGGGAUAUUAUGGGUAUUUCACGGGUUGGAGAAGCCACUGCUUCUUCUUCCGUCUCGGCGGCCCCAGUCGUCUCCGAUACCAGCGCAGGAACUCAGCAAAAUAAGAAACAAAAGAACGAAGCCCUACUAGUUUGGGGCGCUUCCUCUAGCGUGGGCACGAUGGGCGUGCAAAGCGCUCGACUGCUGCGGGAAGAUCACGACUCUUCGUUCGCCGCCGUGUACACUACUGCUGGUGCGGCGAAUCUGAAGUACAUAGGCUCCUUGGGUGCGGAUCGCGUCUUCGAUUACAAGGAUCCGCAUGUUGUGGAUGCGAUUAUUUCGGCGGCCAGAGAGGACGGCCUAGUGAUUCGGCACUGCUUUCUUGCCACAGGGCAGCUGGCGCCGUGUCAGGCCGUCCUCAAGGCUUUCAUUUGGGACGAUCAAAGGAAAGAAGACCAGAAGGCAAAGAUCGGGUCAGCACCGGUGAUUCCUGCUGAUGCCGAGGAAGUGAACGGGGUGGAAACCCUCUUUGUGCUGCCGUCGAUGGAUGAAGGGCAGAGGUUGGCUCAGUUUCAAUGCUGGAUGGGGACUUGGCUCAGGGAGAACCUGGCCAACGGGACUAUCAGGCCUAGUCCGGAGCCAAGGGUUGUGGGGAAGGGUUUAGGUGCUAUAAAUGCUGGGUUGGAUGUGCUCCUCCGGGGGGUGAGUUGUACGAAGUUGGUUGUGGAGGUUGCAGAGUGA
Molecule: messenger RNA, 1170 nt
Organism: Penicillium concentricum
Lineage: Eukaryota; Fungi; Ascomycota; Eurotiomycetes; Eurotiales; Aspergillaceae
Product: zinc-binding alcohol dehydrogenase family protein
Exons: 1
Coding region: 1-1170 (389 amino acids)
Molecular function (GO): oxidoreductase activity, acting on NAD(P)H
Source: RefSeq, a predicted model, not a curated record